GGAAAAAAAAUGUUUUUUCUCAGAAGAAGUAUUUUCAGCAGAAAUAUAAACAGUUUUUUCAACUCAGUUCCCACAUCCCUCACAGUAGGACACAGGUCGCUUUACGUGGGUGAACGGGCCUCGCUUAGCAAAACAUUCAGUGCCAGAGAUGUCACACUUUUUGCUGAGCUGACGGGGGACACGAAUCCUCUCCACCUCGACCCCGAAUACACCAAAACGACCUCUUUCGAGACCCCCAUUGUUCACGGAGUGCUGAUUAACGGUCUGAUCUCAGCAGUUCUGGGGACGAAGUUGCCCGGCAAAGGCUGUGUGUUUCUUCACCAGGAAAUACGCUUUCCGGCACCCCUCUACAUCGGAGAGGAGGUUGUGGCAGAAGCGGAGGUCAAAAAGAUCAAAAUGUCCUUUGCGUUUAUUUCUGUUUCCUGCGCUGCCAAAGACAAAGUGGUCAUGGAGGGAGAGGUCAUAGUCAUGAUGCCGCAAGACGCACAACAAUCAUGAGAAACUUUAGUGAAUCCAGCUGUUUGGUUUUUAUGUGCUGCCAGGAAUUAAAUGUUCUUUCUUGCUUCUUUUUGUUCUUUCGGAAUGUAACACUCACUCAGAGAUUUAAUAUUUCUUGUUUUUUGUUCUCUGGGAGUUAUUUGAAUAAAAAAUGUGUGAGAAAAUAAA
Messenger RNA from Carassius auratus (goldfish), 666 nucleotides. RefSeq names its product hydroxyacyl-thioester dehydratase type 2, mitochondrial-like. Lineage: Eukaryota; Metazoa; Chordata; Actinopteri; Cypriniformes; Cyprinidae. Bases 10 to 498 code for a protein of 162 amino acids. The transcript has a single exon. Gene Ontology annotation, biological process: fatty acid biosynthetic process. Gene Ontology annotation, molecular function: (3R)-hydroxyacyl-[acyl-carrier-protein] dehydratase activity. The record is from RefSeq and is a predicted model, not a curated record. Gene Ontology annotation, cellular component: mitochondrion.